GGCACAAUGUCUCGACUUGCACUUCAUAUCAAAGCAAUUUUCUUUCGUGCACUACAGUCAAUAUUUACUUUCUACGAUCUUUACCUUUCACAGCCCAUUCCUCAACGAGCAUCUUUCACUCGUAGAAUCAAUUCAACCAUCAGCUCCAACCCAGGCUCCUUUGACCUCCUCUUCUUCACCCCUCCAUCUUACACUCUCCCCUCAACCACCAAAGCAAGUCCACCCAUCUUUUCCACGUCUUCAACCAAGAAACACCCUCUCCUAAUCAACUUCCACGGCGGCGGCUUCACAAUCGGACACGCCCGCGACGACCCCCGCUUCGCAACCUCCAUCACAACCCAAACUUCCGCCGUGGUAGUGAGCGUCAACUACCGCUUCGCACCCUCCUAUCCCUUCCCUACCGCCAUCGAAGACGGCGUCUCCGCCAUCCUCUGGCUCUGGAGACACGCUGACGAAUACAAUCUCGACAUCUCGCGCACAGCUCUUUCUGGGUUCAGCGGGGGUGGGAAUCUAGCUUAUGCCGUUGCUAUACGGCUGCAACAAGAACUGGAACAAUUGAGAAAAGAAGGAAAACUAGUGGGUGAGGGCAAGAUUGUGAGUCUAGUAAUAUUCUAUGGGAGUGUAGAUUGGACGCAAACCCGGCAAGAAAGAGAUGCCUCGAACCCGAACUUAAUCCCUACCAUUCCCCCUUCUCUAUUCAAAGUCUUCGACGAAGCGUAUCUGUACCCGAUGCCAGCUGAUAUGAGGGAUCCAUUGCUGAGUCCUGGAUUGGCGAGUGAUGAGGUGUUGAGGAAUGCGUUUCCGGAGAGGUUGAUGAUGGUUAAUUGUGGCGGUGAUCAGUUGUUAGCGGAGAGUGAGAAGUUCAGGGAGAGGUUGGUGGGGUUGGGGAAGAGGGUUGAUGGAGGUGUGGUUGAGGGGGUGGGACAUGCGUGGGAUAAGAAGGCGACGUUUGGAAGGGGGGAUGUGAAGAGAGAUGAAGCGUAUGCGGGGGCUGUGAAACAUUUGAAUGAGGUUUGGGCUUGA
Molecule: messenger RNA, 1023 nt
Organism: Mollisia scopiformis
Lineage: Eukaryota; Fungi; Ascomycota; Leotiomycetes; Helotiales; Mollisiaceae
Product: alpha/beta-hydrolase
Exons: 1
Molecular function (GO): hydrolase activity
Source: RefSeq, a predicted model, not a curated record